Lodderomyces orthopsilosis Co 90-125 is the source of this 753-nucleotide messenger RNA. RefSeq lists its product as uncharacterized. Gene Ontology annotation, molecular function: hydrolase activity. The record is from RefSeq and is a predicted model, not a curated record. Bases 1 to 753 code for a protein of 250 amino acids. The transcript has a single exon. Lineage: Eukaryota; Fungi; Ascomycota; Pichiomycetes; Serinales; Debaryomycetaceae.
AUGGCAUCUAACCCACCAGGUCAAUGCUGCACUGAAGCUAAUUUCCAUGAAGGAAAACCAAUUGGAACUUUCAAAGAUUUGUUUGGUUUAGACACUUAUAUCGUUGGUGAAGAAUCAAGCAACAAGGUUGUUGUUAUAUUAACUGAUGUUAAUGGUAAUCACUUUAACAAUGUGUUGCUUAUUGCUGAUACUAUAGCUAAAAAUGGCUACAAGGUCUUGAUUCCUGAUAUUUUAAAGGGCAAUCCUGUCAAACCAGGUGAUGAUCUUCAAGCUUGGUUCAAGAACCAUACUUUGGAAAUCACUGAACCAAUUGUUAAUGGGUUCUUGGAUAAGGUUAAGGGUGAACUUAAACCUAAUUUCCUUGCUGCUAUUGGGUAUUGUUUUGGUGCCAAGUAUGUCAUUAGAAACUUGACUCAAUCAGGUCCAUUGGAUGCUGGUGCAAUUGCUCAUCCAUCACUUGUCACCAUUGAAGAAGUGAAAGCUAUCAAAAAGCCACUUAUCAUUUCUGCCGCUGAAGUUGAUCAUAUCUUCACUCCCGAAUUGAGAAAGGUUACUGAAGAUGAAUUGGCUAAAUUAGACGGCGUUAGAUAUGAAUUUACUUUGUUUUCUGGAACUAGUCACGGUUUUGCUGUUAAAGGUGAUAUUUCAAAUCCGUUGGUUAAAUAUGCUAAAGAAAAGGCUUUGAAUGAUCAAUUGUACUUUUUCUGGAGUGUUGGAUUGAUUAAUUCUAAGCAAGGACAAAGUUCUUUGUAA